Messenger RNA from Patella vulgata (common limpet), 4675 nucleotides. RefSeq names its product putative autophagy-related protein 11. The record is from RefSeq and is a predicted model, not a curated record. The transcript is spliced from 27 exons. Gene Ontology annotation, molecular function: calcium ion binding. Bases 5 to 4675 code for a protein of 1556 amino acids. Lineage: Eukaryota; Metazoa; Mollusca; Gastropoda; Patellidae.
AAAAAUGAGUAUUAGAGAUUAUGAUUCCGUUUUUGAUCAGAUUGACAUUUCUUGUCAAGGAUAUUUAACAGUCAAUCAGCUCCAUGAUUUCCACAAAUCUCUCUACUUUAGUUCAAUACCAUUAUCUCAAAUUAACUCGACUGUAAAACAGAUCUGUGGAGUAUCGAGCGCAGGUAAAGUGUCACGUGAGUUAUUUAUUAUUGUGUUGUUGGAGAUCGAACGUCAGAGAACUCUUCAAGAACAGUGUUACUGGGACUUCCGAGCUUUAGAUACAAAUGGCGAUGGCAAGAUAAUGCUACGAGAUGCCUUCAUCUUAUUUCAAGAAUUUCACGGGGAGAAGUUUUCAUUGGAUACUUGGAAGAGGUUUUUAUCUUGUCGGGAAUAUCCAAACUGUGAUGUCUACUACGAUGAGAUUAAAUCUUGGCUCUCUGAAAUACCAGAUGGUCCUCCAUGUACCGACCAAGAAAUAUCCGCAGAAGAGAAACGAUUAAAAGAAUUAACCGAGGAAUCUAAAUGGCAAGAAUAUGUGUCCUGGAAUAGUUUCCAGGAGGACAAUGCGUAUGACGAAGAUUAUCGGAAUGAUAUAAAUCGAGAAGCCCAGAGAAAACUGAACAAAUGGACCCGACAAGGUGUAGAAGCCAUGUUAUAUGAUGAUGGAUUAGAUCUGGCUAUGAAUGUGGGGAAUCAACCGUUAAAGCCACGUAAUAGUAUCAACAUGUCUGAUCUAAUGGAUGCCCUCGAUCAAAAAUACAACAUUCUACAAGACAGAUUGCUUUUACAUAUGGCAGAAGUUUCUUCUAAUAUGGAAAGUGAAGUCACUGAAAUUUUUCAGUCUCUAAGAAAACAUACGAAACAAUUAUUAAAAGACAAAAAUUUAUCAGAUAAUUCAAGUGACUUGCCCGGUGCAAAUGCUGUGCUUCCAUACACACUAGCUGCUGUCAUGGGACAUCAUAAAUCUGAUAAAAACUUUGAAUUAAUGGAGGCAAAUAUAUUGAAAUUAAAGAAAGAAGGUAAAACAGAGAAAGAAAUAAAUGAAUUUUAUGAAAAUCAGUUUGAAGAUUUAAAUAAUGGUUCUAAAACUUGUGGUGAUAUUUUGGUUCAGCUCAAUGAAAGACAUGAACAGGAACGAGACUACUGUUUAUCCAUUCUACACAGUGGACAAGAUCGUAAAACUACAACAAAUCUUCUAAAUACAGAACUAGCCUCACUUUCACAUCAACACAGUCUCCUGGGAUAUGAAUCGGCUAUCAACCAAUCAGCAUUUAGUUUAGGAUUAGGAGAACGAGGUGCUAAAGAUGAACUACAAGGUCUAGAUGCUAUUAGAUGGCGGAAACUUGCACAGUUGAGACUGGAAGAUAAGAAAGGAAGGAAACAGACAAGGGUCACAGAUAACAAAUUGACCUUGAUUAAAACUGAUGACCUGGGUACCAUUGAUCUCCGAUUGAAAGUUAUAGAAGAAAUCGACAGAAAACAUUUUUUUGAAAGAGAAGCCUUGAUAAAUAUGUUGGAAGGACCAGAGAGUAACCAGUGGCUGGCAGAAGUGAGAAAUUUACCAACAAUGGAACAGGAUAGUCGAAUAACUAAAUAUCGUAACCAACAGAAGAAUUGGAUGAAUAAUUUAUCAAGCGUCCAACCUGAUCCACAGACUCUAAAUAAUCAUCAAAAUAUUCUUCACCAAGCUGUAGCAAUACACUGGUGUCAUAUUCAGGUUACCAUGGAGAUAUCACAACCAAAUAUAGCAGAUGACCAAAUAUCUGCAGCCAUCUUGUCUGAGUUACAAAAAUUUCAAGAAACGGAAAUAAAAGACAAAAUUGAAGAAAUACAGUCAUUGGGAGUUAAAGAACUAAAAAAACUAAUCAAGACAGAAUAUUGUUUAUGUAUUAAUGAAUGUUUUGAAGGAAUCGCUUCCAUUACCCUUGGCUCUCUAAAGGUAUCAGACGAAGAGAAAGAAUAUCUUGAUGCUGUUGAUGAAAAAUAUUCUGCGAUUCGUGACAAACUCUUCCUCUACCUACUUCAGCAACAACAUGGACUAAACUGGAUCAAUUUACCUGUUGAUGUUAAACAGAAAGAAAUUGUCCGAAUGAGACGUGAGGAGAAGAAAAUACGAUCAACUGGUCAAACAGAUGAUUUUAUUCAAUUUCUUGGCACAAAGGGAAUGGCUUUGCCAUCAUUAAACAGUCUACUUGGACCACAGAAAUGGAGAAAUGCAGAUAAUGUGGUGAAUAAUUCAAGUACAGAUAUAUUGAGUGAUUUGAUUGGUCGAUAUGAUGCAGAACAGCAAGGGUUGUUGAACUGGUUACAGAGGAGUGAAGUUAAGAAUUACCCAAAUCGUAAAAAAAGAAAAGAGAUUGUAUAUGCAAGACUACAGACUAGAACAAUUAGUCUUGAUACAGAUCUUGAGGCUGCAUACAUAGCAACUGGAUUAUUAGAAAGACUGGAAGAUCGAGAUAAAGAAGACAAGACUAGAGUAACCAGACUGGGCGAAUUAAAUGUCAAGUUAUGGAGAGAUCGAAAGGAAGAAGGAAAAAGAUACAAAAAGUUAUAUCCUGAUUAUCAGAAACAAAAACAAGGUGACAUAACUGACAGUCAACUUCAUUGCCUAAUGGAGGUCAAACAUCGUCAUGGUGAUGAACGGGAGCAGUUAUUACAGUUGGUUAAUGAAGUAUCAUCAGAGGAUUUACAGGAGGCAGCAGCUAUGAUGGGAGAAGGAGAUCGACAGAAACGUUUAUCAGAACUUCAGACUAAAUACCAAAGCCUUGACUUGACAAACGCAGAUGAUAUAAAUGAGUAUAGGUCUAUAGUGGAAGAAGCUGGUGCUAUUCAAGUAAUUUGUCGCAAGGCUACUUUACAAAAAGAAAGGAAGAGGGGCGUGACACCAGACAUGACAGCCGCAUCUUUACUAGAAAAUCUGUACAGACAGCAGGACAAGGACUUGAGGUCAUUAUAUGUAAAGAUUGAUAAAAUGGAAGAGGAAGAACUUAGAGCUCUUCAGUUAAAAGAGAGAGAGAAGAGAAAGAAAGAUAUUUCAAUGAAUGUUAUGAAAGUGUUGACCAUGGUUGAAGGAGCUGCACAUGAACAUGACAUACUACAGAUAAUUGAUAGAAAGUAUGAUGUUUUAAAAGACAGAGUUUUAUUAGAAAGUAUAAAACAAUCACACGAUACAUCAGCUUGGAGUAAAAUUAACAGCCACGACAAACAAAAACUUGUUGACAGGCUCAAAGAAUCCACAGAAAAGUCAUGGAGACAAGGAAAUAUUGAAGAAUUUGCAGCUUCAAUAGGCUUGGAAUUCAAACUAAGUUUUGACUUAAAGAAUGUCCUUGGAGCAGAUCGUGAAAGUUUUAACAAAACAGGAAAAAUAGCUGUAUUUCAAGAAGAGUUUACAGAGAAUGGUGUUUUAUGUCUGGAUGUUAUAAAGUUUUUAUGGAAUAGAUUUGAAACAGAAAAAGAAUACAUCAUCAAUAUGUCUCGAGGAGCAUCUGGGUCAUUUAUAUCUGAUAAUGAGAAGUUUGUACUGAUAUCCAGACUGACAAGAGAGAUGACUGUAUGUAACUAUGAAAGUAGUCUUUAUCUGUCAGGUCUUUUAGUGGGUUUACUAGAAAGACAAGUAAAUGAUGUCCAAAAUUUAUCAGAUUUGGAUUUGCCGAGAUAUAAAGUUUUAGCUGCAGAGACAAUAACGUGGUGCAAAUCUAAAAAAGACGACAUCAAAAUAACAAAUGGUUUAAAGUCAACAGAUAAAAUAACUCUACAAAAUAAUGUACUUUUGCUUCUACACAAUCAGCAUUUACAAGAACGAUUGGAUUGGUUCAAAAUGCUAACGAAUACAAAACAAGCAGAGAUCAGUAAAAUGGCAUCUGUAAAAUCACAGCAACAACGAAAUGAUUGUUUAAUAGCUCUGAAAAACACUCAUGCAACACUCAAUCCAGUUGCUGUUGAUGAAACUCUGAACAUAUUGUUAGAAGCUAUGGUUUAUAAAUUAGAAAACCUAAAGUCUUUAAGUGAAUAUGAGAAUUACACAGAAGAAAUGAUACUGGUUUUGAUGAUGGCUUUUCUUGUACAACAUCAACUUGUACAGGCAGAAAAAAUCUUGCAACACUUUCCUGAACAGUCAAGUGAAGAUUUAACAUGGUUAGCAAAUCAACUGACAUCUGACCAACACAAUAAAAGAUGUAAUAAUGUUGCUACUAUCGUCUUCUCCACCUAUGCUAUAAGGGAAUCAACUGAAGAUGAACUAUUAACAGCACUAGAAGGAAAAUAUGAUGCUUUAAGAGAUAAACUUAUUGUUGAAGCAUUAAUUAAUCAGUAUGGAGAAUUAGAUUGGUCAAAGAUAACGGAUGAAGAAAGGCAGAAGAAGAUUUUGGAACUGAAAAUAAAGGAGAGAAGACUUCGUAGGGAUGGAAAAUUGGGAGACGUGAAUAAACUCAUUGGUGAGUCUCUAAAGAACCAGGAUGCAUUAGCGAAAUUAAUGGGACAUAAUCAGGCUGAACAGGAACGUAAAUUAAAAGAGAGACUAGAAAGACGGAAACAGAGGAAAGCACAAGGAAGAACAGAGGAAGAAUGUGAUAAUAUGGAAGAGGAAGAUAGAAAAAAAGAAGAGGAAGAAGAAAAAAAGAACACAAAUAUUAUAUUGGAAUUAGAAAAUAGAUUUGACCAGGUUUGUUUAAAUCAUAUUCUUUGA